AUGCCCACAUCAUCUACCAAUGUCGAUGCUUCCCCAUCCGCUAAAUUGAACGAUGAGACCACGCCUCUCUUGACCCACGUAGAUCCCACACCCAUAGAUGAGUCCGUCGAUCCUUCAGAGCAGCAAGAUUAUCUUGAAGAUGACGAUAACGACAAGAACAAACCACUACCCAAGGCGCAGAUCUUUCUUCUGUGUUAUGCCGUUUGCGCGGCGCCUAUUUCCUUCUUCUCCAUCUUUCCUUACAUCAACUUCAUGAUUGAGAGGGUAGGAGGUGUGGAUAAAGAGGAUGUUGGGUUUUACUCGGGAUUGAUCGAAAGUCUGUUCAGUGCCACGCAGAUGUGUGUCAUGAUUCUCUGGGGAAAGGCCUCUGAUCGAUAUGGAAGAAAACCCGUGCUAGUCAUCUCAUUGUUGGGGUUGACUGUCGCCACGGUUCUCUUUGGUCUAAGCAAAACUUUGUGGCAGAUGGCGCUAUUCAGGUGCCUGGGUGGGGUUUUUGCUGGAACAAUCGUCACUGUCCGAGCUAUGCUCUCCGAGAACAGUACCAAGCAUACUCAAGCACGAGCCUUCAGUUUCUUCGCUUUCGCUAGCAAUAUGGGGAUUUUUGUUGGCCCGCUGAUUGGUGGUGCACUCGAAAGCCCAGCGGACAAGUUCACAUCGACCUUCGGCAAGACGCAAUUCUGGCAUGAUUACCCUUACUCACUACCCAACAUCGUCGUAUCAGUUAUUGCCCUUUCUGCAGCGAUUACAACUAUGCUGUUUGUCAAAGAAACUUUGCAUAUCCACGGCGAUAGGAAGAAGACCGCAAAGUCUAACAUGUCUACAUGGGAGCUUGUCAAAUAUCCUGGCGUUAUGCGAGUACUUGUAGUAUAUAACUACGUGAUGCUCAUGGCAUUCACCUUCACGGCUGUCUUUCCAGUUGCCCAGUACACACCUAUCAGCAUGGGCGGUCUUGGCUUUACAACAGAGCUUAUUGCUGCGUGUACAGCACUAAAUGGAGCUUCUCAGGCAGCCUGGCUGCUUAUUGCAUUCCCUUUACUGCACAAGCGGAUAGGUACCGGUCGUGUGCUCUGGCUUUGUGCAUCAGCCUGGCCUGUUCUCUUUGUCGUCGGUCCGGUAUACAAUGUUCUACUUCGGUACGGGCAUACUACCGUUUUCUGGGCUACCGGACCACCCGUCAUAGUUCUCGCAAGUGGGGUUUCGAUGGCAUUCACUUGUGUUCAACUCGCACUUAACGACAUUUCGCCCUCACACGAGACUCUUGGGACGCUUAACGCUGUCGCACUUGCUGCUCAAAGUGGCAUUCGGUCCGUGGCUCCGGCUCUUGCAACUAGUGUCUAUGCCAUCGGCGUCAAGUAUCGUAUAUUGGGUGGUCAACUUUUCUGGCUUUGCCAAGUCAUUUUGGCAUUUGGCUUGUUUGGACUUCUGAAGCUGCUUCCUGCGAAGGCGAGAGGGGAUGUGAAACCAAAGCAGUCGAACAGUAGUGCUUGA
Alternaria postmessia is the source of this 1488-nucleotide messenger RNA. RefSeq lists its product as uncharacterized. Lineage: Eukaryota; Fungi; Ascomycota; Dothideomycetes; Pleosporales; Pleosporaceae. The transcript is spliced from 4 exons. The record is from RefSeq and is a predicted model, not a curated record. Gene Ontology annotation, biological process: transmembrane transport. Gene Ontology annotation, molecular function: transmembrane transporter activity. The coding region runs from base 1 to 1488 and encodes 495 amino acids.